Messenger RNA from Centropristis striata (black sea bass), 2455 nucleotides. RefSeq names its product vitamin D 25-hydroxylase (gene cyp2r1). Gene Ontology annotation, biological process: xenobiotic metabolic process. The record is from RefSeq and is a predicted model, not a curated record. Gene Ontology annotation, cellular component: cytoplasm; intracellular membrane-bounded organelle. Lineage: Eukaryota; Metazoa; Chordata; Actinopteri; Perciformes; Serranidae. Gene Ontology annotation, molecular function: iron ion binding; heme binding; oxidoreductase activity, acting on paired donors, with incorporation or reduction of molecular oxygen, reduced flavin or flavoprotein as one donor, and incorporation of one atom of oxygen. The coding region runs from base 124 to 1683 and encodes 519 amino acids. The transcript has 5 exons.
UCUUUGCCUUAGAGGCGGGGGAUAGAAAAUGUGCAAGAUGAUACAUAUGUGCUUCAGUUUCUCUGAGGAGAAGCCGAAGUCAGCAGAGGCAGUCUCGCCGUGGAAGAGAAACUUUUAGUGAAGAUGGUUGCCAUUAAACCUCCGUCUCUGGUGCCGGUCUCCUGCGCGCAGGCUCUGCUCGGUGCGGCUUGUUUGACUGUCGCCUUCCUCGCUUUCCUGUUGGUUCGCCAGCUCGUCAAGCAAAGAAGACCCCCGGGCUUUCCUCCUGGUCCAUCUCCCAUCCCUGUGAUAGGAAACAUUAUGUCUCUGGCCACCGAGCCGCACGUCUUCCUCAAGAAGCAGAGCGAAGUUCAUGGACAGAUAUUCAGUCUUGACCUGGGAGGCAUCUUGACAGUGGUAUUAAACGGAUAUGACUGUGUCAGGGAAUGCCUUUACCAUCAGAGCGAGGUGUUUGCUGAUCGCCCAUCGCUGCCUUUAUUUAAGAAAAUGACCAAAAUGGGCGGGCUUCUCAACUGUAAAUAUGGCAAAGGCUGGAUUGAACACCGUAAACUGGCUUGCAACUCCUUCCGCUACUUUGGCAGCGGGCAGAGAAUGUUUGAAAGGAAGAUCUCAGAGGAGUGCAUGUUCUUUGUUGAUGCCAUCGAUGAGCACAAGGGAAAGCCCUUCAACCCCAAACACCUGGUGACCAACGCUGUGUCCAACAUCACCAACCUCAUCAUUUUUGGACAGCGCUUUACUUACAAUGACAGCAACUUCCAACGCAUGAUCGAACUAUUCAGUGAGAACGUGGAGCUAGCAGUAAGCGGCUGGGCCCUCCUCUACAACGCCUUCCCUUGGAUUGAGUAUGUGCCCUUUGGAAAACACCAGAAGCUGUUCCACAAUGCUGCUGAGGUGUACGACUUCUUGCUGCAGGCUAUAAAGGCUUUUUCUCAGGGUAGGGUGUGUCAUGCACCUCGCCACUAUGUUGAUGCUUAUUUGGAUGAGUUGGACCAGAACGCAGGAGAACCCGGCUCCUCUUUUUCCUAUGAGAACCUCAUCUAUUCAGUGGGUGAGCUUAUUAUUGCUGGCACAGAGACCACGACUAACACGCUGCGCUGGGCCAUGCUGUACAUGGCUCUCUACCCCAACAUACAAGAGAGGGUGCACAGAGAAAUCGACAGCGUGCUGGCCAAUGGGAGGGAACCGACCCUGGAGGAUAAACAAAGCAUGCCCUAUGUGGAGGCUGUUCUGCACGAGGUGCUUCGCUUCUGCAACAUUGUCCCACUUGGUAUUUUCCGCGCCACCUCCCAGGAUGCAAACGUCAACGGCUACACAAUUCCCAAAGGCACCAUGGUGAUCACAAACCUCUACUCAGUGCACUUUGAUGAGAAGUACUGGAAUGAUCCAGGUGUGUUCUCACCACAGAGGUUUUUGGACCACAAUGGCAACUUUGUGAGGCGUGAGGCCUUCCUGCCAUUCUCCAUGGGGAGGCGCUGCUGUCUGGGCGAACAGCUGGCCAGGAUGGAGAUGUUCCUCUUUUUCACCACUUUGAUGCAGAGGUUUCAUCUCCAGUUUCCUCCAGGAACCAUUCCCUCUGUCACUCCUAAACUGGGCAUGACCUUACAGCCCAAACCUUACUCUAUCUGUGCUGUCCGCAGGCAGCUGAAAGCUCCCUGCCAUGAAAACACUCCUUAUCACAAGUAGGCAAGCAGGAAUUUAUUACAGCUUGUUCAAAUGAUCAAGCAUGAAUUUUAUGCACAGCAAUGCAACCACAUGAUUCAGGUGCAUAAAACUGUGUCGCUCUGGAUUGUAGCGUCCAGUUCUGGUGCGUCACAGUUUUUCCAAAGGACUUUCAGUGGCAAAAGUAGCCGUCUACAUAUGGACAUGUGUUCCAUUGAAGUGUUCUACUGAGCAAUAUGCAUGUUUGCACAAUACUUUUAGGCAGCAGGCGGCAAAACUCGGUGCUGAAAGGACAUUCUGGGAACAUGCAGGUGCUAUUGAUCUCUGUAGCUCAGACUAGCUCUGAGCCCAGAAAAAGAAAUGUCUAUGUGGUAGUGAUGGGUUAAAUAUGUCAAUGAUUGAUAGUAAGUACACCUAUGAUAGUUCAUAGCCCUGCAUUCUCAUGACAGCUUCAGGUUAGACAAAUGACACCAGACUUGUACGUGUGGGGUGAAACGGGACUUUCCAAGAAAGUUCUGAACAGUGUUAGACUUGGACAUGGGCCAAGUUUUACAUCAUCUGGACUGACUCUAACCCCUCCUCCAGGGACAGCGCUCACUGGAAAAUGAAUCUCUUAGAGGCAAGACCAGCUGGAUUUCUAGAAACUGACUGCAACACUGGUUUCUGCUAAAUGGUGCUUAUCAGUACCAACAAAGUACUGUUUUUAUGUUUAAGGUUAACAUUUGUUUGUCCUUGUUUUUGCAAUACUUGUGAUAUGGUUUUAUUGUGUGGCUUCAUAAAGUCUUUCUUAAGAUAU